Labeo rohita (rohu) is the source of this 6867-nucleotide messenger RNA. RefSeq names its product polypyrimidine tract binding protein 3 (gene ptbp3). Gene Ontology annotation, molecular function: mRNA binding. Lineage: Eukaryota; Metazoa; Chordata; Actinopteri; Cypriniformes; Cyprinidae. The record is from RefSeq and is a predicted model, not a curated record. The transcript is spliced from 14 exons. Gene Ontology annotation, biological process: mRNA processing; regulation of RNA splicing. The coding region runs from base 351 to 1916 and encodes 521 amino acids. Gene Ontology annotation, cellular component: nucleus.
CACGCGCAUAUCCUGCCUCUCACACACACGCCCAUAAAACACCCUCCUCCUCCUCCUCCUCCUCCCUCGGUUCAUCUUCCCUUCUGUCCUUCUGUCUGUGUCUCUCGAACCCUCACUGUUCUCUUGAGCUCCGUCUGUUUCACUCUUCCCUUCAUCCCACAUGCACUUCUCUCACUCUCCUCCUCCUUAUACUGUCUCUCUCUCUCUCUAUCUGUCUGUCUCCCUCCCUCUGUUCUUUUAAUUCUCUCUGGUCGCUUAUGAACACAGGAAUAUUCUGACAUGCUGGAGAUGAGUUUAAGUGGGCAUCUGGAGAGCCUCCUGUUUCCGCCUCCUCGUGUUGCUUUACUACCAUGAGCAGUUCCACUCCAUCCACAGCUAAUGGCACUGACGGUAAAAAGUAUAAAGGAGAACGAUCUCCUUGUAUCCCCUCCCGUGUCCUCCACGUCCGCAAAGUUCCCAUCGAAGUGUCCGAGGCAGAGGUCGUCUCACUAGGAGUCCCUUUCGGCAAAGUCACCAACCUGUUGAUGCUUAAAGGGAAAAACCAAGCUUUUAUAGAAAUGGCUUCUGAAGAAGCAGCUAUCACCAUGGUCAACUACUACACCACAGCCACACCCCAUGUCCGCAACCAGCCCGUCUACAUCCAGUAUUCCAACCACCGUGAGCUUAAGACUGAUAAUCUGCCCAAUCAGGGGAGGGCUCAGGCUGCUCUGCAAGCUGUCAAUGCAGUGCAUUCUGGGAAUAUGAGUCUCUCUGGGACUGCGACAGCCAGUGAUGGAGGAAUGAUGCCCGGACAAAGUCCUGUGCUUCGUAUCAUCGUAGAGAAUCUCUACUACCCAGUGUCUCUAGAAGUGCUACACCAGAUCUUCUCAAAAUUUGGAACAGUCCUGAAGAUCAUUACCUUCACCAAGAACAACCAGUUCCAGGCCUUGCUACAAUAUGCAGAUCCAAUGAACGCACAUCACGCCAAAGUGGCUCUGGAUGGGCAGAACAUCUACAACGGCUGCUGCACUCUGCGUGUUGAGUUCUCCAAGCUGACCAGUCUGAAUGUGAAAUACAACAACGACAAGAGCAGGGACUUCACACGCCUCGACCUACCCUCAGGGGACGGGCAGCCCACUCUGGACCCCACCAUGCAGACCGCUUUUGGGGCUCCUGGGAUAAUUUCCUCUCCAUACCCCGGGGCGGCUGGUUUCGCCCCUGCUAUCGGUUUCCCUCAGGCAGGUCUGUCUAUGCAGACGAUGCCUGGUGCUCUGGGACCUCUCACCAUCCCUUCAUCAGCAAUGACAGGACGGAUGACCAUCCACGGCAUGGCCCCCACCGCUAUCCACUCUGUGCUCCUCGUCUCCAACCUCAACCCCGACAGCAUAUCACCACACGGGCUCUUCAUUUUAUUCGGAGUGUACGGAGAUGUUCACAGAGUCAAGAUUCUGUUCAACAAGAAAGAGAAUGCCUUAAUACAGAUGGCAGACGCCACGCAAGCCCAGCUCGCGAUGAGCCAUUUGAACGGUCAGCGUCUGUAUGGUAAGGUGAUCCGUGUGACCAUCUCAAAGCACCAGACGGUGCAGCUCCCCAGGGAGGGUCAGGAGGACCAGGGCCUGACCAAAGACUUCAGUGGGAGCCCGUUGCACCGCUUCAAAAAGCCCGGCUCCAAGAACUUCCAGAACAUCUUCCCUCCCUCCGCCACCCUGCACCUCUCAAAUAUCCCUCCCUCCACUACGGAUGAUUUUCUGAAAGAGCUGUUUGCCAGUUCUGGAUACACAGUGAAAGCCUUCAAGUUUUUCCAGAAGGACCGCAAGAUGGCGCUGAUCCAGCUGGGUUCGGUGGAAGAAGCCAUCCAGGCUCUUAUCGACCUCCACAACCACGACCUGGGAGAAAACCACCAUCUGCGAGUGUCCUUCUCCAAAUCCACCAUCUAGCACCCCCUUCACUACAAAAACACCCUUUCCCCAUCCUCCCCCAGCCCUUCUACCUUCAGCAGUCUGACUCUUUCGUUCAAAGAAUAAGACUGACUGACAAACUCUUAAAAAAAAAAAAACAUUACAGAUAUUCAUGGGGUAGUUUUAGAGAUUUUCAGGAAAAAAAAAAAAAAAACAAGAAAAAAAGCAAAUAAGAGACUACUGCAGAACCUUUAGACAGUCUGAGAGUGAGUUUGAUUUACUCUCACGAAACCAGGGCUGGAGACACAUGGGAUAUCCAUGACAAUGUGACGUUUCCGGGAACCUCCGUGUGGAGGAAGUAGGACUCCCUCUUUAGUCGAUUGGCGAGGAGUUUGUUGAUGUGAAACGCAAACUAACACAAGGUGAACAUUCUCAAAAUGCUGAGGAAGUUUCUUCACCGCACACUUGCCGAUUACAUUGGAGACUGACACUCCUGUAGCCCAAUGGCCUUGUUACCCCAGACCUAAGUGAGGACGGAGUCUCUUCUGUGCCUCCCCCCGACAAACAACACCUACAUUCUCAUUGGCUGUUUCAACGGAGCACCCCGUCUCCCGUGGGAUGUGUUGAAUGCACGGUCACCGUUUGAAUGUCGCUGACGUCAUCAUCAAGGUGCUGCUGGAAAAAAAAUCUGUAGCGACGGCCUCGACCAGUGGGCUUGUCCUUUCUCUUCAGAGUAGCAUUAAAAUAAGAGUGCUAUGGAUUCAAGAAUGAGUGCAUUUACAAGUCGCAGCUGUUUCAGCUUACAAACCUUUUGUUUCUCGGCACUUUGAUUGAUUCAAAUUGAAGACAGGCACCGUGGGGAAUGUUUGGCAUCCUCAUAUCUGUUUACUGUGCAAAGAUGUAUAGCCAGAUGGUAAGCAUCUGUGAAUAGAUAGUGAAUGGCGUGAUUUGUUUUUUUCUUGUGUUAUGAAAAUUUUAUAUCGGACAGACCGGCCUUUCUUGGGCUCUCUGCACCUGCAAUGCUGUCAGAGAACAUCUGCGUGCAUUGCACGCGUUGUCGUUGUCCAGUCGAUCGGGUUCCUCUGAACCGGGACGACCAUUUUCAAACAUGCACGAUCAUUCCGGAAAACUUACGGCCAGCUGUCAACCUUACUGGAACGCUCCAAUCAGCAACGCCCAGCCUGAUAGGAGGCUACGCCUCCUCCUAAGUGAAAUUUUCAAUGUGAAUGGUAUAGCCCGUGAUCUCGAUGGGAAAUUGAUGAUUUCCUCCAUUCUGUUCCCCUUCUUGCUCUUAGUUGAGUCUUUUCCUUUCGUUCUUCUUGUUUUCCAUCUUUCCACAGAGGGGCAGAAGGUUCUGUGCUCUUUACUCUGUUCUUUCACUCCUCGGCUCUGUCCACAGGUGUGAGAGUUUGCAGCCGUGGGCUCUGUAGAAACCAUAGAUGAAGCCCAUUGAGUCACAGCAAAAAAAGAGGGUGGCACUCUCUUUUGCCUUGCAGUCCCACACUCAAUGCCUCUGCAUCUGACCAAACCAAAUAUUAAUGGAAAGAGUGAUACUGAAUGACAUGGAGAUGCCACCCAGUUCCCAAAACCUAGUGAGCUGCUGCCUAGGCAGCUGCCUUCUAAGGCAGCAUCCUAAUUGCCAUGAAAGCCAAUAAGUGACUGAUCCGAACUGACUAAUAGCUCAGGAGUGCACAAAAAACUCGUCUCCAGUAGAGUCCAGGCCAGAGGUAUUCUUCAAGAGUAAAUCGAAGUCCUGGAGGGCCACGAAACUUGGUCCUGGAGGGCCACUGUCCUUCAGAGUUUAGCUUCAAUCCUAAUUAAACAUGUCUGAACCAGCUAAUCAAGGUCUUACUAGGCAACCUAGAAACUUCUAGGCAGGUGUAUUGAGGCAAGUUGGAGCUAAACUCGGCAAGACAACAGCUCUAAAAAAACGAGUUUGGACACCCCUGACUUAGAGAUUAAUCUUGUAAGCCGGGGCUGCCAAAACUCGGUCUUGGAGGGCUGGUGUCCUACAGAGUUUAGCUCCAAUCCCAAUUAGACAUACAUGAACCUAAACAUUUCUAGGCAGGUGUAUUCAGGCAAGUUGGAGCUAAACUCGGCUAAACUGAACAACAGCUCUCAAGAACUGAGUUUGGACACCCCUUACUUAGAUGAAUCUUGUAAGCCAGGGCUGCCCAAACUCGGUCCUGCAGGUGUGUCUAAUUGGGGUUGGAGCUAAACUCUGUAGGACACUGGCCAUCCAGGACUAAGAUUGGGCAGCCCUGUUAUAAGCCAAUCACGCAAAGACCUUGACAUGAUGGAAAUGCUUGCAACAGUUAAUAAUCAUUGACGGAGCCCAUCAAAAUCCUGUCAAUUUUUGGCAGCAAGCUUCAAAUAUGUCUUGCUCCAAGACUAGAAUCUCCUCCAUUGAUUCCAUUCAAAAAUUGAUACAUUACCGGUUUCGAGCAGCAUUUGAAGCCUGGAACUGGAGGACUUGAUUGAUUUUAGUUCAAUUAGAUGUUAGCAUGUUGCUAAGCUAACUAAGUCCAAUUGUAGAAAUACAUGGCACAUGCCAAUAUUGAGCUUGUAAUAUGUAUUCUUUACGGUUAUAGUUUGAAGUUAGCAUGUUGCUAAGCUAAUAAUGCAGUACAAAAUAAAAAAAAAAUGCAAGAACCCAUUACUGUAUAUGUUGGAUGCAGCACAAUGCGACCCAAGAGUAAACUGAUGCCCCGUUCAACUUCUGAAGUACUCCAUGCAUUUGCGCUACUUCCGACAACAGGACAAAUGGAUUUGGAACUUUGGCUUUAUUUACUAUAUAAACAUACACAUAUACACAUAAAUACGUGCUCAGUAUUUGCUUGUGCUAUGUAUUCCUACACUUCAGGUAUCGUAACAUUAGCUUAAUGUCAAACUCUGGAAAAUAAUAUUCAAUGAAUUUUAGGUAUAUUCAUAAUCAACAUUUGCCUUGAUUCGCCGACCAUUUUGAAUGAGCUUCACAAUGCAUUCUGGGAUUGCCUUAUCCACAAACAAUAAAUACAGUGCUGCCUUAGAUUUUGGCCAAAAUUAGAUAUCUUAGCAGGCUGGAACAGCCUUUGUGCCGGGAGCGUGCCUGUGAUGCCUUAAAUUGCUGUCUAUGUAGACAGCUCACUAGGUGCUGGGAUAUGGCAAUGGUGCGCACAUACAGAAGCUGAUUCUCUGUAUAUGUAGGUGUAUUAUUACCAGUUUUAGGAUACAUGAUAACUCCCUUGUGCGUACAAGUCAGGCGCUGUCUCAUUUAGUGAAAAUCUGGCCUUAACAUUCCAAGGAGGGUCUUCGUAGACCCGUUGAGUAGCAUCUAAAGGGAGCAGCUUCUGUGCCUGUGCGCUGUAUCCUCUACCAGUGUCCGUCUGAAUCACACUUUUGAAAUAAAUCAACAACUUCAUGUUCAUGCAAGGCAAGGGACAGUGACUUUUUUUUUGUCUUUGACUGAUUUCACCUAAAGCGAUUCGAAACCUCGCUUUCACUUCUCAAAAGAAAUUGAAUUUUGUUGAAGUUUACAGUCUUAAAGCAAAACUAUUCAGGUCUAUAUAUCUUAAGGAUUGUCAAGAUUUUUUGAGAAAAAAAAAAAGUUACUUAUUUUUGGUAAUUUGUUCUUUUUUAUGGAAGAGAAAAAAAAAAUCAAAUUUGAAACCUCAUCGGGUUUUUGUACCACUAUAAUCAUUCAAGAAAUCAUGGUGAAAAAAAAAUCAUAUUUACUGUGUAUUUACCUAAUUUCUUAUUACGUGCCUUAUUAUGUGUUCAUAAUCAAAUAGGUUUUAGAAAUUUUACCUAAAAUAUCUUAUGUACUAUUUUGUGGGAUUGGUGAGAGGGUUGAUUUAUUUUGAUCUUGAUUUUUAUUUUAUUUUUUUGUUGUGUAGCUCUUAUAGAUGUGCAUUUUGUGGGGACUCAGUACCAUGUGGUCUUAAUAUGAUAUGAGAUGUAAGUUAUGAUGUAUGGUGCUGUGAAUGCUCUUACUAGAAAAAUGAACGGUGAACUCCACGAUGUUCAGAGCAUGCUGUGGGUCUCUAUUCUCCCUCACUGAUGUGUGUGUGUGUGUGUACAUAUGUAUGCUAGACCCGCGUACCAUUGUUACAUAAAGCCUUUCUAGCCCGAAAAAAUGUUCCUCGAUCUCUGAUAUACAUAUUUCACUCUCAGAGACAGAGGAUGCUGUAAGUUUGCGUAUUGUUCUGAUUAAAUAGUAUGAAUUUAUGAGCUGUUAUGAGCACAUCUAUGAAGUUUUUGUUCUUUUCUAAGUGAUCAUACUUUGCUAAAAUGGGCAAAAAAUCCCAGUAACUUACAUUAAAUGAGCCAUCCAAGUCUUAUCUAGAAUAGUGGUUGACCGAUAUAUUGGCUGGUAUGUUUUUUUCUCACAUUUUAUUUUGAUGGCGCGGGGGACUUUUAUUUUGACACUGCUGAGAAUGUCAGCGCUUAAACGCACACAGCUCCCGCUCUCCAUCUUCAUUCGUUUAUUAUAAAAAAAACUAUACGAAAAAGUGUUAUAGCGAUUGCUUUUCUAUUAUUAGUAACAGAAAAUCAAACGCAAUAAUAGUUUUUCAUCUACCGUCGACAGUUUAAUUUAAACAAAGUCUUUGAAUAUGUAGUACAUUUUACUAACCUACAGAUUUAUUUUUAUUAAGUUACAUAUUUUUUAUUUAUUAAUUUAAAAAUGAUAACAUUCAGUACAUUUUAUGUAAAUUUAAUUUCAGGAUUUCUUAUGUGUGCAUGAGUUUUUACUAUCUUAAAUGAAAAAGCGUGAUAUAUCAGAUUUAUAUAUCGGCCGUCAAAAUCGGUCGACCACUAAUCUAGAGACUUGGAGGUGGGCUCUUUUUACUUUGGGCCAGUAAGUAUCCACCUAGCAACCACCAGAGCACCCUAGCAACCGCAAAGCAAUGCAUUAAACCCACUCCGAACAUCUUAGCAACCAUAUAGCAACAAUCUGGCAACCCUCCCACAAAGCAUAAUGUGAUGCCGGCGAGUUUUUCACAGGAAGGAC